Uranotaenia lowii is the source of this 3439-nucleotide messenger RNA. RefSeq names its product transcriptional regulator ATRX-like. NCBI's taxonomy places the organism in Eukaryota, Metazoa, Arthropoda, Insecta, Diptera, Culicidae. The transcript has 9 exons. The record is from RefSeq and is a predicted model, not a curated record. Bases 1589 to 2986 code for a protein of 465 amino acids.
ACGAGGACGACGAAGAACUGGCACCACUGCCGCCAUCCGCACCCAGUGGCUUACUGUGCAGCAUGGCGCGAUCCAUGUUGGGUAAACUCACCAGAAUGAAGGCCACCGCGAACAGGCAGAUCACUGUCAGGUUCCAAAACAGGCACCCAACUCCGACGAAGGCAAUGAGGAAGGGUAACAGGCGCACGGACAAAUAGAGCGCCGCCCAGCUGAUGGCAUUGGCAACCGUGCGCACAUGGACCGUCGUAUUGGCGUCGUCCUCGAUGGCGGCGUCCAACCAACGCCAGGGAAUUCGCUGGAAACCGAUGCCGUACAUAAACAUAAACACCCCGAAGCACGCCAGCGGAAGGUGGGUAUUUGCUUCCGGAUGGUUCCGAAGCGCUUGCACGUGGCAAUGCCAUCCGAGAGUGGCCAUCGAGGCGGCCAUCACGAGUGAGCUCCAGAUCAGUACCUUGUAGUCACCGAUUUUGAUGUUCAGCAAUCGGUAAACCGGAAUGCUCCCGACCAAGAUGGCGGCCACCGUAAUUGCGGUCCAUUCCGGGGUGUACUGACCAUCGACAAGGGAUAGAAUGCGACUCAGAUAGAACAUCAUCGGAACGGCAUCGGUCAACUGUUGGAACACAAUCAGCAUCAGUGUCGGAAGAACGAUCCGGGUGUUCGGAAACUUUUUGAGACCCUCCCACAGGCCGAUCGGGCCGCCGCCCUGGUUCUUGGACUGCUGCCAGUGGUUCAAGCUAUUCUCCAUCAGCUGAUUGGUCAGCGCAUCGUGACAGUUGUGGGUUCGCUUGAGUACAGCCCUGGCCUGGUUAAUUUGCUGACUGGUCGCUAGGUAGCGUGCCGACUCCGGCAGGAACAAAAAUCCGAUAAACAGAAAGAUCGGGAAGGUGGAACUCACCAUACUGGAUAGCUGGGUGAACGGAAUCAAGUCUGGAAUGAGGGAAAUAAGGGAGAUAAUGCGAUUUCUGAAUAGGAUAUAAAAAUUAAUUUGUGAUUUUGUGACGAGUUUGAGAGACUUUUUAAAGGCCUGGCAUGGGAAAUUUCUCCUAAGGAAAGCUCUCAGUUGAUAAAAAAUGUUACAAAUAUGGUGUUACGUGUGGGUUUAAAGUUAUUUUCAAUUGUGCGGCUCCCAUUCGAUUAGGAAAUAUAUGGAAUUUGAUAAGCAAAAAUCAACGAAAAAAAAAACUAUGCAUCAUCGCAUGACAAACAAGCUGAAGGAUUUCGAAAUUGACGUUGCCUUAGGUCGAUCCAGGAUCGUCCGGGCGUUUGGAAAAAUUGCUUGGCAGCUGUUCGUCAAUUCCUUGCUCAAAGGUAACGAUCUAACAAAUGUCAGAUUCGAUCAACCGACAACGGCGACACAUCUCAACCGAACCUAAUUUGGAUGUCUUAAAGGGCUCGAACUCGUCAAUCCUCAAAAAUCACCUAUAAAGAGGUUCUACAUGAGCAACUUGAAAUGGAAUGAAUCCUAACUAACGCCGUCGAAUGUUUACAACUUUUCUCCGGAGCGAGCGUAAAUUUCUACGAUAGAAUUUUGUAAUUUGUGCAACCGUGCUUUUGAAAUAGGGACCACCGGACAAUCCUCCAUUACACCAUGGCAGCCGUCACCCAUUGGACGCUUCAAGAGUCCAUGAUUAUGAUCCGGAAGCGGCUGGAAUUGCUCGCAUCCGGUCGCACUGACAAAGUGUACGAACAAGUGUCCGAGUAUCUGGCCAUGGAGCACAACAUUUUCAAAAGCGCUGUAGCAUGUACAACACGGUUCAACAAUUUGUUGAAGUCUUACCGGACGUGCGUUAAACGGAUGGAAGCCGGCGGAAAUGGACGGAUAAGAUUUCCUUAUUUUGACGUGUUCCAUCAGUAUUACGGUACAUCGGCUAGCACUGAAGAGGAUCCUCCCGGCAAAUGCAAGAAUGAACUUUUACUGGAAGAUGGCUUUGAUAAUGAGGUAGGAGAUGAUGUGAAUUUAGCAGAGGACCACCCAAUACUUCCCGAUAACAUUGAUUUUACUAUACCAGUUUCGGGAACAAACCGGACGUCCAUGGACGAUGAACCGGUGAGGAAGGAAUUAACCUCUACUCUGACGGCUAGCCAAGACUUGCAGGAUCUCAAAGUGAGACUUAUGAAACAGAAGCUACUCUAUUACACCAAUCAAAACAUGAUACUGCGGAUGAAGCAGAACCAUUACAAACAGAAAGAUCAAGAGCGUGUCCGGAAACAGCUUUUCUCGUCGGAAAUUCUUAAAAUACUGAGAGGCAUUCAAAACUGUCUCAAAAACUUCCCACCGAGCAAAGAGCCGACGGAAAAAAAACCAACCGAGGUGCCAGAACCGAUCAAGGUCGAACACAUUCAACCGAUAAAAGAGAAGGAUCCGCCUAAACCACCACCGGUGGAAUUAAAACCUGCUCCCCCUGAACAUAUUCAAUCGGAAACGGAACCGGAACCCACCCUGGACGGCGAAGAGGAAGAGGAGGAAGAAGAAGAAGAACCCGAACCGAUGGAAAGUGACUCGGGAAUGCUCCCGGUCUACGAGGAAUCCGAAGGGGAAGCCGAAGCUGGCGGGGAAGAAGAGGAGGAAGAUGAGGAAGAAGAAGCCGAGGAAGAGGAGGAAGAAGUGGAAGAAAUCAAAGAGAUUCACAAAUCUCCGGAUGAAGCGAUGGUGAAAGUGAAGCACAACAUUUUCCCACCCUGGAAUCGAAUACAGACGGUGCUACUGAUAAAAAUCCACUGCGAUCUGAGGCCCAAAUUUAAUGGCCACAAUUUGUUUGAAUGUGUUUCCAACAAGUUGAUUGAACUGAACGUUAAUAGAACAUCCCGCGAUUGUCGCAUCCGGUGGAAUAAUUUGUUCCGAACCUAUCGGGAGUGUCGGUUGCGGUUGAAAGCAAACGCGGCGGCACCCGUCAAGUUCGAAUACUUCCAGGACAUCGACUCGUACUUCAAGGAACGACCCUGCGAGGAGCUCGGUGGCAUGCAGAACAAUGUCAGUAGCGUUUAAAGGUUAAGAUGAUUUUUUUUAACAGAACAUCAACAAGUAGUGUAUAUAUAUAUUCGUUUGAUUUUUUUUGUAUAUAUUCGUCGCUAUUAAGAUUUAAAGGUUUGACCAUGACUGACACUUUUUAAGCAAAAUAUUAAAAACACGAGCAAAAUAUGUAUGUCUUUGAACUUGUUAUACCUACUCGCUAAUUGAGCAAGCGAAUUGUUUCGAGUAUAUACCUAAAUGAAUAAUACUCACUAUAGACAAUUUGCUUUGGCCCUUAUUCCGCGCCGCCCGUGUAAGUGAGGUUACGAUAAUUGAGUCACCUUACUGCCACGGGACUCUAGUCACCUUAUUUCGAUAGUCGGUGUAAGUAAAGUGACAGAGAUUCAUUCCUUAAGUUCAUCCCAAGUGACAUUCAUAACCUAAAGCGACUCCUGGAAUCGAGAAAUUCGACUAUCGUCACCUCACGCG